This is a messenger RNA of Coregonus sp. 'balchen', 1001 nucleotides long. The record is from the annotation of a GenBank genome assembly. NCBI's taxonomy places the organism in Eukaryota, Metazoa, Chordata, Actinopteri, Salmoniformes, Salmonidae.
GAAUACUCGUGGACUCCGAUCACAGCUAAAGGACAGUGUACCGGUGACGGGCAUGGGUCCACAGGUUGGGGCUUAUGGCGUUCAGGACACACUCAGGAGCGGGUGAGAGAACAGUCUCUGCUGGUCACUCAUUCAACUCAAAGUAUAUAACAGUUUGUGAGACAUAACUGACAUUUGAACUCUUCCCUCUCUCAGGUUCAGCAGUGUGAAAAAUGAGCUGCUCCCCAGCCAUGCGUUGGAGCUGUCAGAAAAGAAUGUGAGUGACACAAGACGCUGUUGUUCUGAGCUAAAGGCAUAUGUUCUGGAAGUUAAAACAAGUCUUCAGGUCUCAUACAACUUCUUUCUUCUAACCACUUCUGCUACUUUAGCUCCAACAUUGCAUUUUGUCCUCCCCUUGCAGUUUCAGCUGAACCAGGACAAGAUGAACUUCUCCACCCUCAGAAACAUCCAGGGCCUCCACGCUCCCCUGAAACUACAGAUGGAGUACAGGGCAGCCAGACAGGUAGACGCAUGUCUCUCUGAUCUUCAUUGAAAACAAAGAAUAGUGUCGGAGAAAAUGCAAUAAGCAACUUUCCCACUUAUCCCUUAUCUCUCUCCCUUCUCAGAUCCAGCGCCUUCCUUUCCUGCAGAGCUCACACCUGGCCCUGGACACUCUCAAAGGGAAUGAUGAGAGCAUCAGCUUUGAGGACAUCCUCAAUGGUAAGAGACACUGUAUACAGAGGAGACAACAGCAGAAAGAACACAGUUGAAGUUAAACUAAUGUGAACUGAGCACUAUUUUGUGUCCAUCUCCCUGCAGACCCAGCCCAAAGUGAGAUGGUGGGUGAGCCCCACAUCAUGGUGGAGUAUAAGCUGGGCCUGAUGUGAGAGCCAUCAGACCCCAGGAUGUUUGUGUUUACCCUCUGUUCACUUCCUCAUGAGACAGCACUCAAGACUUUCGUAUUGUUGGAUUCCUUUGUUUCUAAUAAAUCCUAUAACUCAACCGUGUUGUUGCUGUAUUAC